Messenger RNA from Lasiosphaeria miniovina, 543 nucleotides. RefSeq lists its product as uncharacterized. The record is from RefSeq and is a predicted model, not a curated record. The transcript has 3 exons. Bases 1 to 543 code for a protein of 180 amino acids. Lineage: Eukaryota; Fungi; Ascomycota; Sordariomycetes; Sordariales; Lasiosphaeriaceae.
AUGAACUCCAGUCCGUCCAAGUUUGACCCUGAACCUGGAUCCGAACCUGGAUCCGAACCUGGAUCCGAACCUGGAUCCGAACCUGGAUUCGAACCUGGAUUCGAAUCUGGAUCCGAAUCUGGAUCCGAUCCUGAAUCCGAGUGGGUCCUGUCUCUCACCCUCGCUCUCGGCCUCUUCGGCGCCCUAGGCUCUUCCCUCGCCGUCCGCGCGCCCGUGAACGGCACUGACCCCGUCUCGCGCUUUGCCGCCCGCGCCCCAAAGCUAAACAAGCCCUCCUUCAGCUACCUCGACACCGCCCGCGCACUCAUCCGGAGCGAAACCCUUACCGCUGACGAUGAGGCUGACGUCGUCGCCCGCCAGGUCAGCUCUAAGGAUGUCAUCUUCGGACCUAGGACGUUCUGCCAGGGCUUGAGCCCCGGCGGUGGUGAUUCUUGCAUCGAGAUCCCGGCUGGAUGCUUCAUCGUCGCGCCCAAGACCAACACCGUUCCUACGCCCAUCUGCGAAACUGCUGAGGGACAUAACACACCGGUUGAGAAGAUCUAG